Molecule: messenger RNA, 921 nt
Organism: Diospyros lotus (date-plum)
Lineage: Eukaryota; Viridiplantae; Streptophyta; Magnoliopsida; Ericales; Ebenaceae
Product: ATP-dependent Clp protease adapter protein CLPS2, chloroplastic-like
Exons: 4
Coding region: 192-737 (181 amino acids)
Biological process (GO): protein catabolic process; proteolysis
Source: RefSeq, a predicted model, not a curated record
UCACAACCCACAACCUUUAAUCGUAUAUAUUUUCUGAGGCUUCCAAAAGAUUUUGUCCACCUGAGCUCUCUCUUGCUGGUUCUUACAGAUCGCAAAUCCCACUGAGGUUGAUUUGAGCAAUCUUUCUGCUGCGGGAAAGCGUAAUUAAUCUCUUAUAGUUGAUUAAGGGAGAGGCCAAGCAGAAGGCGGCUAUGGCAGCAAAACAGCUUCUGUAUCUUCCUUCUUUCCCACCUUCUUCUUGUUCUUCUCCCUCCAUUUUCAAAUCCUCAAAAUGUCUGGUUCCACUCAAGGUUUCAGCAGAAUCCACACAAAAAGAAAUAAGAUUUUGUGCUGUUUCUUGUGCUUCUAUCAUGGCAAGUUUGGGGUCCAAAAAGGGUGGGGCUGCUAUCUUGGAGCGGCCUACUUUUGAUCAGUCCCAAUUUGACCCAUCUACUCAAGUUGAAGAAGGAGGAGAUAUAGGACGGCUAAGAGACAGGAGAGGUGCUGGCAGUGGAGAUAGCUACAGAGUGUUGCUGAUUGAUGAUAUGCGCCACUCUGAGAAACUAGUGGUGAAGGUAUUGCCACAAGUCGUCCCAUCAGUGACGCCUGACAAUGCACGAAAGCUAUUUCACCAGUCGAGAGAAAAUGGUGUUGCAGUUGUUAUAGUUACUGUUAAGGAACACGCCGAGUUCUAUGCACAAAUGAUGAUCCGCGGGGGACUUCGAUCAUUGAUCGAGCCUGAUUCAAGUACUGUGUGAAGCAGGCAGCAGAGGAUAUUGGUGGGCACGCAAGAGUUGAACUUUAAGAUACAGUAGUAGUCUACAGUUUUGAAAAUGAGCCUUUUUCAAUGGAUGAGAGUAUAAUGCCCUGCUUUUUGCGGUUGGCUUUGUCCGUUACAUGGUUGGUCGAGCACAUCUAAUCAAAUGAGCCUUUUUAAAUGCA